Rotaria sp. Silwood2 is the source of this 304-nucleotide messenger RNA. Lineage: Eukaryota; Metazoa; Rotifera; Eurotatoria; Philodinida; Philodinidae. The record is from the annotation of a GenBank genome assembly.
GUUUCAUUUUAUUUUUUUAUUUUUAGAAAAUAAUUUUUUUCAAGGAUCAAUUGCAUUGACAAAAUCUUCUAAAUCAAAACAAAUAAAACAAAAAUAAAAAAGAGUUAAGUAAAAAAUAAAUCAAUGAAAAAUAAAUAAUUUGUUUAAUAAUUAAAAAAUAUUUAUUUUGUCUUUUAGACAUGGUGGUUGGUGGAAAGUAACAAAAUUUCAUGAAAUAAAUGGAAAUGUUGCAAUUGAAUUUGGUACAAAUAGUUAUGUUCAUACAUUAGAUAAUGGUCUAUUUUGUAUUGGUUCACCACGGUGA